UUCAAUCUUAACGUUACAACUAGAGACUUGCGCACCUUAAUGACCGACAGGUGGGUGAAUGAUGAGGUAAUCAAUUUUUACAUGAAUUUAUUGAUGGAGCGCAGUGAAAAAAAGAAUAAUGUGCCCGUUCUAAAAAUCUACAGCAUGAACACAUUUUUUAUUCCUCGCCUAUUAAAACACGGCUUUAUUGGUGUCAGACGAUGGACGCUUAAAGUGGACAUCUUAGAAAAAGACAUAAUAGUUGUUCCCGUCCAUGUAAGCGGUGUUCAUUGGUGUAUGGCUAUAAUUCACCUUAAGAAUAAGUCUAUAAAGUAUUAUGAUUCAAUGGGAAUACCUAAUCCAAAAGUGUUAAGUGCAUUGGAGGAGUACCUUAAGGAAGAGUCGCUCGAUAAAAAAAAAAUUGCGUUUGAUACCUCUGGAUUCCUUAUUGAAUCAGUAAACGAUGUGCCGCGACAAAUGAAUUCUACCGACUGCGGUGUUUUCAGCUGCAUGUUCGCCGAGUACAUUACGCGUGAUAAGGCAAUCACCUUUAGCCAAGAGCAUAUGGAAUAUUUUCGUCAAAAAAUGAUUGUUGAAAUUGUGGGAGGAGAGCUCUUGCAGUAAAUUUCCCUAGAUAUAUAACCAUUCACAUUAAUAAUAUAAGAAACUGUUUAAAGUCACCUUUAAUUACUUAUAUCACUUAGUUGAAAAAACUGUAAU
This is a messenger RNA of Teleopsis dalmanni, 699 nucleotides long. Its product is annotated as sentrin-specific protease 1-like. Gene Ontology annotation, cellular component: nucleus. The record is from RefSeq and is a predicted model, not a curated record. Gene Ontology annotation, molecular function: deSUMOylase activity. The transcript has a single exon. Lineage: Eukaryota; Metazoa; Arthropoda; Insecta; Diptera; Diopsidae. The coding region runs from base 40 to 603 and encodes 187 amino acids. Gene Ontology annotation, biological process: protein desumoylation.